Macaca mulatta (Rhesus monkey) is the source of this 703-nucleotide messenger RNA. It is a transcript of the gene LGALS13, whose product is annotated as galectin 13. Gene Ontology annotation, molecular function: carbohydrate binding. The record is from RefSeq and is a predicted model, not a curated record. NCBI's taxonomy places the organism in Eukaryota, Metazoa, Chordata, Mammalia, Primates, Cercopithecidae.
AUGAAGCCAGAGGGCAAGGCUGAAGUGAGUCAUUUAAAUGCUGCAACUCAGAGAUUCACUCAGAAGACUGGACUCAAUUCUGAAGGUCGCCCAGAAGGAGAGAACAAUGUCCUCUUUACCUCCUGCACCUCUCACUUACUCUCAAUACUCUGGCAGGUGCCAUACAAACUGCCUGUGUCUUUGUCUGUUGGUUCCUGCGUGAUAAUCAAAGGGACACCAAUCGACUCUUUUAUCAACGACCCACAGCUGCAGGUGGAUUUCUACACUGACAUGGAUGAGGACUCAGAUAUUGCCUUCCGUUUCCGAGUGCACUUUGGCAAUCACGUGGUCAUGAACAGGCGUGAGUUUGGGAUAUGGAUGUUGGAGGAGACAACAGAUUAUGUGCCCUUUGAGGAUGGCAAACCGUUUGAGCUGUGCAUCUCCGUUUACAAUGAAUACCAGAUAAAGGUCAAUGGCAUACGCAUUUAUGGCUUUGUCCAUCGAAUCCCGCCAUCAUUUGUGAAGAUGAUGCAAGUGUCCAGAGAUGUCUCCCUGACCUCAGUGUGUGUCUGCAAUUGAGGGAGAUGAUCACACUCCCUCAUGUGAAGAAUCCCUCUUGUUGAAGAAUCCCUCUUUCUACCUGACCAUGGGAUUCCCAGAGCCUGCUAACAGAAUAAUUCCUCCUCACAAUUUCCCCUCCACUUGGUCAUUAAAAUAGCACGAA